Trypanosoma brucei brucei TREU927 is the source of this 570-nucleotide messenger RNA. RefSeq lists its product as hypothetical. NCBI's taxonomy places the organism in Eukaryota, Euglenozoa, Kinetoplastea, Trypanosomatida, Trypanosomatidae. The record is from RefSeq and is a predicted model, not a curated record. The coding region runs from base 1 to 570 and encodes 189 amino acids. The transcript has a single exon.
AUGUGGCGGUUGUCGCGGUCCCUUCGUUCUAACUCUCUCCACAACCCUGGCCCUUUUUUGGAUGGGGCCCUUCAACUAAUAAAGCUUCAUUUGGCCCAUAAGAACGCUGCGGCGGACAAGAACACCAAAGCGUGCAGCGACAUUGAGGGGGAGUUCCUUAGAGAGUUGGAAGCUUUCCGCCCGUGCUUUACUAUGUCUUCUUCGCUUAAAGUCGCCAAGUUGUACACAAAGAAGCUGCAUGGUGCAUUAUCAUAUUUCCAACUUUACGACGACCCGCUCAUGCGGCAGUUAGAUAUGAUAAUAGGGAAGCAAACUAUGCAGCCCAGUGCUGGCCGUCAACAUGGGGUUUUCAAAGCGCCGGUAGCUGCUCGUCUUGAUCCUUUCUUCUCUUUAGACGAACGGGAGGAAACAGUGCUGCCAUCGGAGCUUCCUAACCCCCCCAAACCGGAUCCUUCCACCCCACUCCGUGAGAGGGCUUUGAAGGUGCCUGCACAGCACCGCGGCCACUGGGUUCUUCGGGAUCCGGAUAUUGCCAUAACCCGUGAAGAGAGGCGGACGGACCCAUGGUAA